Molecule: messenger RNA, 4989 nt
Organism: Paramecium octaurelia
Lineage: Eukaryota; Ciliophora; Oligohymenophorea; Peniculida; Parameciidae
Source: the annotation of a GenBank genome assembly
AUGUUAAACAAUGGUUGGUAGUUGUUUAACAUGUGUUGCAAUUUGGAUCACAAGUAGAUUAGCAUUAAUUAUUAGAUGGAUUCAAAUAUUCUCCAGGAUUGCAAGUAAGGCAAUGAGCUGUAGUAGUUUAACAGGUUAAACAAUUUGGGUCACAACUUGCUGAACAUGAAUUAUUUGAUAAUUAUAAAUAUUUUCCAGCUUAACAAGUUAGACAAUAAGUAGUAGUGUCUUAACAAGUAUCACAAGUGGCAUCACAAGUCGAUUGACAUACUUUUGUAGACGAAUUCAAAUAAUUUCCAACAGCACAAGAUUCGCAAUUGGUUGUUGUUCCUGAACAAGUAGCACAAUUAGCAUCACAAGUUGAAUCACAAUAAUUUGUUAAUAAAUUUUAAUAUUUUCCGGAAGCACAAGUUAAACAAUAAUUUGUUAAAUUUUGGCAUGUCGCACAAUUUGCAUCACAAUUUGAUUCACAGUAUUAAGUUGAAGGAUUUUCGUAUAAACCAGGACUACAUGUUAAGCAAUGAGUCGUUGUUGUUUAGCAGGUUGCGCAGUUUGAAUCGCACGUAGCUUAACAUUAAUGGCUUGAUGGAUUUAAAUACAUUCCUGAGUCGCAUGUCAAACAAUGAGUUGUCGUAUCUUGACAGGUAGCACAAUUUGCAUCACAAGUAGAUUCGCAUUGAUUAUUCGAUAAAUUUAAAUACAUUAAGUCAUAACAGGUAAGGCAAUUAACAGCAGUUGUUUCGCAGGUUUUACAAUUUGAAUCACAUACGAUAUAACAAACUGUACCAGAUCCCCUUAAUUCCCAGCCACUCUGACAUGAGAGGCAUUCAGUGGUUAAAGUCUAACAUGUAGCACAAUUUGAAUCACAAGUAGAUUGACAUUAGUUAUUAGAUACAUUUAAAUAUUAUCCAACAUUACACAAUAAACAAUAUGUUGUUGUACCUGAACAAGUUAAGCAAUUGCUAUCGCAGGUUGAUUCGCAUAAAUUUGUGCUAGGAUUCAAAUACAUACCUGAAUUACAAGUUAAACAAUGAGUUGUAGUUGUUUGACACGUGGCACAAUUAGCAUCGCAAUUAGGCUGACAUAUAUUAGUUGCUUAAUCCAAAUACAUUCCACUUGUACAAGUUAAGCAAAAUGCUGAUGAAGUUUAGCAUGUCAAACAAUUUGAAUCACAAGUAGAUUAGCAUUGAUGAUUAGAUAAAUUUAAAUAUGAACCUACAUCACACGUUAAACAAUAUGUUGAUGCGUUUUAACAGGUUUAGCAAUUUGGAUCACAGGAAGAAGCACAUUAGUUAGUAGAUAAAUUUAAUUAUUCUCCUGAGUUACAUGUUUGACAAUGGGUUGUAGUAUCAACACAAGUAAGGCAAUUACUAUCACAAGAAGACUAACAUUAAUGAGUAACUUCAUUUAAGUACAUUCCAGAAUAACAUGUUAAACAAUUGGUUUAAGUUGUUUCACAAGUUUGACAAUUUGAAUCACAACCAAAAACACAUUAAUAAGUAGCAUUAUCCAAUACAAAAUUUGAGAAACAUUGGGUGCAAUGAGUAGUUGUAGUUUAACAUUAUUAGCAAUUUGAAUCACAGCUUGAUGAGCAUAAAUGAGUGGUUUCGCUUAAAUAGUAUCCUGUAUCGCAAGAUAAACAAUAUGUUGUUGUAUUUUAACAAGUCAAACAAUUACUAUCACAACUAGAUUAGCAUUAAUGAGUCGAUGUAUUUAAAUAAUAGCCUGCAUCACAUGAUAAACAAUAUAUUAUUGUAGUCUAGCAUGUCAAACAAUUGCUGUCGCAAGCUGAUUCACAUAAAUGAGUUGAUUCGUUUAAAUAAUUACCUGAAUUGCAAGAUAAGCAGUAAUUUGUGGUAUUUUAGCAAGUUUCACAAUUAAUAUCGCAACUUGAUGAACAUUAAUGAGUUGAUGAAUUUAAAUAAUUACCCGAAUCACAAGUUAAACAAUAUGUAGUUGUAUUUAAACAAGUUAAGCAAUUACUAUCGCAACUUGAUUAGCAUUAAUUAGUUGAUGAAUUUAAAUAGUUCCCAGAAUCACACGUUAAACACUACGUUGUUGUAGUUGAACAAGUCAAACAAUUACUAUCACAGGUUGAUUAGCAUUGAUUAGUUGAUAAAUUUAAGUAAUUUCCUGAGUCACAAGAUAAGCAAUUUGUUGGUGUAGUUUAGCAAGUUAAGCAAUUACUAUCACAAGUAAAAACACAUAAAUGAGUUGAUGAGUUUAACUAAUAUCCAGAAUCACAAGAUAAGCAAUAUGUGGUUGUAGUUUAGCAAGUCAAACAAUUACUAUCACAACUUGAUUAACAUUGAUGUGUGGACUCAUUUAAGUAAUUGCCAGAAUCACAAGUUAAGCAAUUUGUUGUAGUGUUUUAGCAAGUGGCACAAUUACUAUCGCAACUUGAUUAGCAUUAUUAAGUUGAUGAAUUCAAGUAAUUACCUGAAUCACAAGUUAAGCAGUAGGUAGUUGUAUUUUAGCAAGUGGCACAAUUACUAUCACAACUUGAUGAACAUUAAUGAGUUGAUGAAUUUAAAUAGUUACCUGAAUCACAAGUUAAACAGUAUGUAGUUGUAUUUUAACAAGUUGCACAAUUACUAUCACAACUUGAUUAACAUUAAUUAGUUGAUGAAUUUAAAUAGUUCCCAGAAUCACACGUUAAACACUACGUUGUUGUAGUUGAACAAGUCAAACAAUUACUAUCACAGGUUGAUUAGCAUUGAUUAGUUGAUAAAUUUAAGUAAUUUCCUGAGUCACAAGAUAAGCAAUAUGUAGUUGUAUUUUAACAAGUUAAGCAAUUACUAUCGCAACUUGAUUAGCAUUAAUUAGUUGAUGAAUUUAAAUAGUUCCCAGAAUCACAUGUUAAACACUACGUUGUUGUAGUUUAACAAGUCUAGCAAUUACUAUCACAUGUUGUCUAACAUUGAUGAGUUGAUAAAUUUAAGUAAUUUCCUGAGUCACAAGAUAAACAAUUUGUUGGUGUUGUCUAACAGGUCAAACAAUUACUAUCACAAGUCAAUUCACAUAAAUGAGUUGAUGAGUUUAACUAAUAUCCAGAAUCACAAGAUAAGCAAUAUGUGGUUGUAGUUUAGCAAGUCAAACAAUUACUAUCACAACUUGAUUAACAUUGAUGUGUGGACUCAUUUAAGUAAUUACCAGAAUCACAAGUUAAGCAAUUUGUUGUUGUGUUUUAACAAGUGGCACAAUUACUAUCACAACUUGCUGAGCAUUGAUUAGAUGAUGUAUCUAAGUAAUUACCUGAAUCACAAGUUAAACAGUAUGUAGUUGUAUUUUAACAAGUUGCGCAAUUACUAUCACAACUUGAUGAACAUUAAUGAGUUGAUGAAUUUAAAUAAUUACCAGAGUCACAAGAUAAACAAUAGGUUGUUGUAUUUUGACAAGUCAAACAAUUACUAUCACAACUUGAUGAGCAUUAAUGGUUUGCGACGUUUAAUAAAUAACCUGAAUCACAUGAUAAACAAAAUGUCGUCGUUGUCAAACAAGUCAAACAAUUGCUAUCACAACUAGAUGAGCAUUAAUGAGUCGAAGAAUUUAAAUACUUACCAGAGUCACAAGAUAAACAAUAUGCUGUUGUAUCUUAACAAGUGGCACAAUUACUAUCACAACUUGCUGAGCAUUGAUUAGAUGAUGUAUCUAAGUAAUUACCUGAAUCACAAGUUAAACAGUAUGUAGUUGUAUUUUAACAAGUUGCGCAAUUACUAUCACAAAUUGAUGAACAUUAAUGAGUUGAUGAAUUUAAAUAAUUACCAGAGUCACAUGAUAUGCAAUAAGUUGUUGUAUUUUGACAUGUCAAACAAUUGCUAUCGCAACUUGACUAGCAUUAGUGGGUUGUUAAAUCUAAAUAAUUGCUUGAAUCGCAAGUUAAACAGUAUGUAGUUGUAUUUUAACAAGUUGCGCAAUUACUAUCACAAAUUGAUGAACAUUAAUGAGUUGAUGAAUUUAAAUAAUUACCAGAGUCACAAGUUAAACAGUAGGUAGUUGUAUUUGAACAAGUUGCGCAAUUACUAUCACAACUAGAUGAACAUUAAUGAGUUGAUGAAUUUAAAUAAUUACCAGAGUCACAAGAUAAGCAAUAUGUUGUUGUAUUUUGGCAAGUCAAACAAUUACUAUCACAACUUGAUUCGCAUUAAUGAGUUGAUGAAUUUAAAUAAUUACCCGAAUCACAGGAUAAACAAUUCGUUGAUGUAGUCUAACAAGUUAGACAGUUACUAUCACAAAUUAAUGCACAUGAAUGAGUUGUUGAAUUCAAUUAAUAGCCAGAAUCACAUGAUAAACAAUAGAUUGUUGUGGUCUAACAAGUCAAGCAAUUGCUAUCACAACUUGAUUGGCAUUAAUGAUUUGACUCAUUUAAAUAGUACCCUGAAUCACAAGAGAUACAAUAUAUUGUUGUAUAUUAACAUGUCAAACAAUUGCUAUCGCAACUUGUUUAGCAUUAAUGAGUUGAUAAACUUAAAUAAUUGCCUGAGUCACAAGAUAAACACCAUGUCGUUGUAUUUUAGCAAGUUAAACAAUUAGUAUCGCAGCUUGAUUAGCAUUAAUUAGUUGAUGAGUUUAAGUAAUUUCCAGAAUCACAAGAUAAACAAUAAGUUGUUGUAUUUUAGCAAGUUGCGCAAUUGUUAUCGCAACUUGAUGAACAUUAAUGAGUUGAUGAAUUCAAAUAAUUACCUGAAUCACAAGAUAAACAAUAUGUUGUUGUCGUCUAACAAGUGGAGCAAUUGCUAUCACAACUUGAUUAGCAUUGGUUAGUAGACGAAUUUAAAUAUUUCCCAGAAUCACAAGAUAAACAAUAUGUAGUUGUAUUUUAACAAGUCAAGCAAUUGCUAUCGCAACUUGAUUCACAAUAAUGAGUGAAUGAGUUUAGGUAAUUACCUGUAUCACAAGAUAAACAAUACGUUGUUGUAUUUAAACAAGUGAAACAAUUACUAUCACAACUUGACUAGCAUUAAUUAGUUAAUGAAUUUAAAUAAUUUC